AUGUCGGAAAGCCAGUGUGCAUACAUCUGUUUGGAAAACAGUGACAACUGCUGUGAGAUAACUUAUGCGACCUCGACUCGAGAGUGUAAACUCGGACAGUCUAGUUGUUGUCAUACGGUUUUUGAUGACAUGGUUGGUUCAAACAUCAUACAGGCUAGUCGAAAAUAUGGCGAAUAUACUAAGAUGUUGUUUGUUUCAAAUGGCGGAGUUCUGGGUGAUUGGGCAGAUGAACAAUUUUGUACUAAAGGUCAUUACGCAAUUGGUUAUAAAAUGAAGAUUGAAGAGCCGCAUGAAACAGAUAAUACCGAAGUGAACGCUAUUGAUAUAAUAUGUGGCAGUAGAGGAGGUGAUCGCUGUGGUGAUAAAGCAAGUUCUGGUCAGGAGCGAUGGGGAGAUUGGACUGGGGAAGCACUUUGUCCAGCAAUCACCUUUCUGACCUCUUUCUCUCUACAAGUACAGAAACACAAUGACGAACGUAAGGACAACACAGGUGCCAACUAUGUCAAAUUCAAAUGCAGACAUUUAAAAGAUAGCGGGAAUGACUUCGACCUAAGCUAUCCACCUGGGUAUGGAGUAUAUGGCUCUUACGGCGAGUGGAGUGAUGCCUGUCCAGUGAACAGUGCCAUUUGUGGUAUAAAAAUCAAGAUUCAGCCAUUCCAAGGACCAGAAGUCGACGAUACCUCACUCAAUGAUGUUAAAUUCUUUUGUUGUGAAUAA
Messenger RNA from Mytilus trossulus (common blue mussel), 717 nucleotides. RefSeq names its product vitelline membrane outer layer protein 1 homolog. The record is from RefSeq and is a predicted model, not a curated record. The transcript is spliced from 4 exons. Bases 1 to 717 code for a protein of 238 amino acids. NCBI's taxonomy places the organism in Eukaryota, Metazoa, Mollusca, Bivalvia, Mytilida, Mytilidae.